UAGAUCGAUAUUCAAUUGUCAGUUUUCAACUAUUACACGUAAAAAAAUAUUAUUUAGUACGCUUUUUUUUAAAAGGGGGUUUUAUAUUUUAAGUAGGUUAUUGGAAUACUUUUUCUUUUUGUAAAUUUAUUCGAGAUAAGAUUCCAAUCUUUUAAACUAAGAUAAUUUAUGUUCUAUACAUAAUUAUAUUUUUUUACAUAACUCUAAAAUCUCGGACUUGAUUCUUUAUAUUUUAUUAGUUAAUUGUGUUACAUAUUAUAGAAAUACUUACGUCAAACUAAAAAUAUAAAAAAAAAAUCAAAUUUAAAAAUUAGUUAUAUAUAAUUUAAUAUACAAAAAUUCACAUAUAAAUAAAAUGAUAAAUGUAAUAAAUUUAAAUAUAUUAUCCGCUCGUAGCGCGGAGAAAAGAUCUAGUCCCAUUAAAAUAUAAGGACUAUUCUGGUUUGAAAGUUGAAACCUUAAAACUGGUAUAUAUUUUUAACGGCGCAUUAAAACUAAUAGAUUUGUAGGUUUUAAACUCAAUAAAGAUGAUUAAACUGAAAAUCAAAACUAUAUCUUUUUAAAAAUACCAUAUACCAGAUUCAUAAAAUUCAGAUUUCCGGCUAUUGGUUGUCUCGAUUCAUAAAAAAAUUAAAGUAUAUCAGCGAGACAUUUGUCAAUGACAUGAAUAUUCAGUUUCAUAAUGAUCACUCCUUGAAGGAUUCAUGAUAUCUUUUUUUUAAUGUUGAUUCAUGAUAUAGCUUAGAACACGCACAGUGUAAUAUACCCUAAUACUCUUCAAAAGCUAAUCGGAUAUUUUUUUCAUUUCUAUAAUAUGUUUAUAUGUGCCAUGUCAAAACAAAUAAUAGAAAAACAAAAUUAUUUCAAAAGGAAACAAAGACUGAUGUUUGAUAUAUAGCAUAAAGCCGCCCCGUGACCUAAUUCUCUAAGAUUAUUUUUGUCACUUAGAAGGAGUAAGUGGGGUAGAUGGAAUGGGUUUGUUUUUGUACAUUAUUGUUAAGGUAUGUCUUCAAUGUUUUUUUUAGAAGGCUUUCAAUAUGUUUAUUUUAUAUGCUCUGCCAACUAAUUCAGUGAGUUCCGGUAAAACUACAUAUAAUAUUACUUCUAGUGAAAUUUUUCAAAAAAAAAUUCAUCACACUGUCUAUUCGAGUUUGAAAAUUAAAUUCAAACUUUCUAUAUUACUGUGAUUUUGUUUCAAUGAGGCCUUAACCUCGGAAAAAUAUUUAACUACGCCUUGCCCACCACUUUAUCACAGCAUGUGGAGUUCAAUAUGUUCUCGAUGUUUAGUUGUCAUUUCGAUUCUAAAGUUUCAAUCACUUCCCUGAAAAAUCACAUCUUGGAGGAGAAACAUGGGCAACUGACAAUAAUAUAUGUGGAUUAAAGCUGUAAAUCAUAGAGGAAUUUCGUAUUAUAAUUCCUAACUGCAAUAUUUUUAGUCAAAAAUGUCAAACAAAUUAUUUUUAGUCAAAAAUGUCAAACAAAUUAUGUUGAAUAACAUAGUCAAGGUCAUUUAUAAUCGAAGCGGGACAACGAAACUUAACAUCGUCAAUCGUGGAAUAUUAGAUAGAUAAAUGGAAGUUAAUUACCGAAGCUAAAUAUAACACGAACCAUGUUCCCGGAAGCCGUCUCUAAUGAUCUCUUCUCAGGCCUAUGCAAAAUAAUGAUUUUUUCAGUUUUUGCUAAUAUCAAAAUAUUAUAAAUAUCAGCAUUUAGGUGUCAUGAAAUGAUAUUUGAUUCGAAUAAGGGAUACAAUACAUAUGAGGGAGCAGACAAAAGAAAAUAUAGCAGUCACAAACACGAGACUCUCUUACAUUUUUGUAUUUUGUUUUUUUUUUUAUUACAGAUGUAUUAAUAUACAGGGGAAAAGGAAGAAAUGAAUAUAUUAUAUUCAAUAUAUUCGUUAAUUUAGUUCUAUAUUUUUUUUGAUAACUGUGAUGUAAUUUCAAAGGUUUUUUAAACCUAAACAUUAAUCAACAUAAAGUCAGCAAGAUAGUGUUUUUUUACCACUUAAAGGGUUUCGAAUGGCCAAAAAAAAUUGAAUCAGAAUGGUACUCACAACUGUAAAUUCGUUACCAGUAAACCAAAAUCACUUGGUUAUUUUAUUUAGUUUUAUACCAAUCAACUAAAAAGAUAGAAAAUAGUAUAUUAGAACAUUAUCAAUGUGAAAUAUAUUCAAAUAAUAUCAAUAAAUGUUAAAUUUAAAGAACUGAACUAAUUAUAAAAUAACAAACUGAUCAGAAUUUCCAUAAAUUUUUGUAAAAUAUUUUGAUAAAAAACCAUUUUUCUUCUAUUUUUAAUAAUAAUUUAAUAUUAAGAUGUACAGUAAGAGACUACUAGUACCUUACCUUGGUAGUUUUGAUAAAUUAUAACAUCUGUUUCUGAGCUAACUUUGUUGUUUGUAGAAGAUUAUGGCAACUUGACUCCAUUUGAAUUCAAGUGUAUAAAUAGGCAAACCAGUAUCAUAUCUUUUGAUGUAAGUAUAUCGCAUGUCUUCUAAACACUCGUUGCAGCCUAUACACACUUUGGCUAUAAUUCUGAUCAAAGGCUCACGUCCCUUUCUCUCUAGUAUCUACAAUACACUCUACGGGGGGCAACGAAACAUUUAUUUCCCAGGUUUAGAGAUUAAACGGAUUUGUUUUUCAAAAAAAUAUUGAUUGUCAAAUUGUGCAUGUGGAUAUGAAUGUAUUUCCCGAAGUGAAAAUCACGUGAGUGUCAUUUCUUUGGCAAUUCCGAGCAAUUAAAAUCACAUAUUAUCUAUCGUUUUUAAUUAAAAAUAAUUAAAGAGGAGAAAGCAGACUGUAAAAGUAGAAAUAGUAGGAUAUCUACGAGGCUAUACGUGAGAAGACAGGCUUGUCUAUUCUGCAGUGUUAUUUUGUGAUGAUGAUUAACCGGCACACAUGUGAAUUGAUGGGUAUACUCUUAUAUGUCGUGGAAUAAAUAGACAAUUCCAUAUUUUCUACUCAUCACAUUUCUCAUGACAUAUAUAUGCGCUCAGAUGCAUACGCAUAUGCCUCAAAUACUAUUUUGAAUGUUUUUUUUUAAAUGACGAAACUUUGUGUACGUAUAUGAUAUAUACUUUGAUAAUUAAAUUGAUUUGUGCUUGCAUUUAAUCGGUGUAAAUGUGUACAUUUAUUACGUUGUAAAUGUGUACAUAUAUGGUCUUGGUAGUAUUUUACAAUAAAAGUUGGAAAAUGUAGUAUGUGUAGAUCAUCUUGCAAUGGUGCUCGCUAGGAUCGGUGUGUAUGUUUUAUGAAUGCAUGCAUAUAUAAUAUAAGGUACAUAUUUAUUGUAUUUAAGUAUAUAAUAUUAUACACCAAUUAGAUGGCGGAUAGUGAGGAGUGGUGCAUGAGGGAACUAAUAAAGAUCCCCGUGAGGUGUGUUUGGAGGCAUUCCAAAAUGACAGACAAACAUUCUUCUGUUUGCUUUUAUCCUCUUCGUUCACUUCUUUCUAUGCUCACAUUUCAGUAUUAUAUAUAUGUAUAAAUAUUUUACAGUUUUAUUUCUUCCUCCAUAGAGAGCUCUUGGUUUACUUCGUUUUAAAAAAACAAAAUAUUUGCGCCAUUUCUUCAUUUCAGGAAGCUUUACAUAUACUCACGCACAAAUGUUUAUAAAGCGUUGAAGAGAGUUGGCCAAGACCAAUUAAUUAAUUAAGAUGAGGCAAUGGCGAUAAAUAUAGAUUUUGAGCAUAUGAAAUAGUGUCACAAAAAUUGGACCGGUUAAUGAUAUAGUAUUUUGUUAAAAAGACAAUUGAUGGAAUGUCAUGAAGGUGCAUUUGAAUUUUUUGCGGUUCACAAUUGGAAAUGCUGUGUUUAAACGUGAUGGAUGUAUCAGUUUUAGUUAUGAAUGGAAUGGAAUGAAAUAGUUAAGGUUUCCACUAGAUUAUCACCAGUUAGAAAAGAUAUUGAGAAUUCAUUUGUUGCAGAUUAUUCUGUUAGAACCAAGGAAGGAAGUAAAAAUAGAAUUUAUGUAAAUAUAUUAGCUAGGUAUAGUGUUGGGAUUAUGAGUCCAUUAUCCACGGUCCUGUCCUAUUUGACCCGUUGCGGGGUGGAUGUAGGUCGAUCGGCUUGAAAAUUUUGAGUUACUGGUGUAGACUGCGUUUGUUUUAAGUGGAGGUGAUGUAGGUCUGUUGAAUUUUAAUUGCGGGUAUUCGCCAAUCUGUAAAUUAAAAGAAAAUUUAGUUUUUAUAAAUAUAUAAAAUAUUAUUUGACAAAAAAAUAUAAAAAUAUUACAAAUAUUUAUUGUUUUUAUUAUAUAUUUUUUAUUUAUAUUAUUUUUAAAAAAUAAUUAAUAUAUAUUAAAUAUUAAGUUUUUAGCUAAAUAUUAAUAAUAAAAUACAUUGAUAUAGUAAAUAAAUUUAUUUAUUUCAAAUAUUAUUAGUUAAUUAAAUAUAAUUAAUGAAAACAUGAAUAUAUUUUCAAUUAUUUUUUAAUAUAUAUGAAAAUGUCUAUUUUAUAAAAUGGAAAGAGUAUUAAUUCUCGCAUAAUUAUAUAGUAUUAUAGUUACAUAGAAUAACGUGUACACAGAGGCAAUCAAGUAACUCACGAGAUGCCAAACGAAUUUGUCCGUAUAUAUCACAUUUUGUAGCGAUGAAGAGAUCAUAUCAGAAUAUAAGGCUGACAUGUGAGGGACGAGAGGACCCGAUAACAUUGAAUAAAACUUAUAUCUCUAGUUACUCUUUCUUACUCUAUAUAUAGAAGAGAAUCCGAAGAGGAGGAGAAGAAGAAGCUAAAGCAUUGAAGAAUGGUUUCUCGGAACAAGAGUGAUUCCUCUAUGCGUGAUAAGUUUCAAUUGCUUCGUUCAGUCACUAACUCCCAUGCUGAGAGCGAAACAUCGAUCAUAGCAGAUGCAUCAAAGUAUAUCAAAAAUCUUAAGAAGAAAGUCGAAGAAAUCAACAAUGUGACCACGUCUGAGCAAUACUUCUGUGAUCCUACCGAUCCCAUGGUAACAGUGGAAACCCUAGAGAAUGAAUUCUUGAUAAAUAUAACGUCAAGGAAGAAUGAUGGGGGCAUGUUGGUUUGUCUUCUUGAAGCCUUUGAAGAUCUUGGACUUGACGUUGUUGAAGCUAGGGUUUCAUGUACAGACUCAUUUAGCAUGCAUGCUGUUGGUUCAUCAAAUAACGAUGAUGGUGAAAGCAUGGAUGCUGAAGCAGUGAAACAUGCAGUUGAAGUAGCAGUCAGGACCUGCAGUGAUGGACAUGAUCACUACAAGAAAACAGCGACAUACCGACGAAAAAAGUCCUCGGAAAUAACUUCUCGGAAAUUCAUUAUUCCUCGGAAAUCCCUCGGAAAUUUCCGACGGAAUUCCGAGGAAAUGAAUUUCCGAGGAAAUUCCGAGGACCACAAGUUCGUCGGAAAGUCCUCGGAAUAUUCCGAGGAAGAUGUCGUCGGAAUAUCCCGAGGGAUACACUUCCUCGGAAUAUUUCCAAAAUUAAAAAAAAAAAUAUAAAUUUAUUUUUUUAAAUUGAAAUUCGAAAAUAUAAAAUUAAAAUUAAAAUAGAAAACAUAUU
Molecule: messenger RNA, 5506 nt
Organism: Brassica rapa (field mustard)
Lineage: Eukaryota; Viridiplantae; Streptophyta; Magnoliopsida; Brassicales; Brassicaceae
Biological process (GO): regulation of DNA-templated transcription
Cellular component (GO): nucleus
Molecular function (GO): sequence-specific DNA binding; DNA-binding transcription factor activity
Source: RefSeq, a predicted model, not a curated record